Molecule: messenger RNA, 999 nt
Organism: Talaromyces atroroseus
Lineage: Eukaryota; Fungi; Ascomycota; Eurotiomycetes; Eurotiales; Trichocomaceae
Exons: 2
Coding region: 1-999 (332 amino acids)
Cellular component (GO): cytosol
Molecular function (GO): hydroxypyruvate reductase [NAD(P)H] activity; glyoxylate reductase (NADPH) activity; NAD binding
Source: RefSeq, a predicted model, not a curated record
AUGGCCAUCGUACCAGCAAUCAAACCGCGGGUCGUCAGCUUGGGCGAGCCCAAGUUCGUUGGCGAGGACUACCUCGAGAAGUUCCGAACGGAGUUUCGCUACUCCGUGCUGCCUGCAACCAACCGCGCCGAGGCGCAGCAGAUGAUCCCCGAGGACAUCAAGAAGAACGGCCCAAUCGACGCUUUCAUCAUCCGCAUGGGCACCAUGCCCUACGAGCCCUUCGACGAGGAACUGCUCAAGGGCCUGGUCCCUGGAUGCAAGAUCAUCACUUCCGCCAGCGCUGGCUUCAACGAGUUCGACGUCGAUUGGAUGGCCUCUCAGGGUAUCUGGUUCUGCAAUACCGUCAACGCCGUGGCAGAGGCUACUGCCGACAUGGCUAUCUUUUUAACCCUGGCUACGCUCAGGAAUACUUCCGUUGCCGAGAAGUGCGCACGCAACGGUACCUGGAGGGCCGGCGCUAAUCUGGUGCCCGGCCGCGACCCUGCGGGCCUGACGCUCGGAAUUUACAUGGCCAAAAAGGCUCUUGCGUUCAACAUGAAGAUCAAGUACUAUAACCGCCGGCAACUGCCUGCGGAGGAGGAAACCAAGUUCAACGCCACAUACUGCUCGACGCUGCAUGAACUCCUCGGCACCGCCGACGUGGUGUCGCUCAACUGUCCUCUGAAUGCUCAGACGGAAAACCUGAUCGGAGCGGCCGAGUUUGCAGCCAUGAAGGACGGCGUGUUUCUGGUCAACACGGCUCGCGGCGCCGUCAUCCACGAGCCCAGCUUCAUCGCCGCGCUCGAGAGCGGCAAAGUGGCUCGCGCUGGACUGGACGUCUUCGUCAAUGAGCCCAAGCCCGAUCCGUACUUUCUACAGAGUGAUAAAGUCGUCGUCCAGCCUCAUUUAGGUGGCCUUACUGAUUUUGCAUUUAUGAAAGCUGAAAGAGAAUGCUUCGAAAAUAUUCGAGCCCUUUACACGAAGGGCAAGCCGAACUCGCCCGUACGGGAGAUCUUGUAA